UUCUUCUUCUUCAUCCGCUGUGACUGCUCUCUCUCCUCCUCUCCCACACUGUCCUCUUCAGGUUGAAAGAAGUGAGAUGGAAUGCGUUGCGUUGAAGACCAGUAUCAGGACGGAGAUGGCUGUCAAGGAGGCGGUUUUCGACGACUUGUUGUGGGGUUUGAACGCUCAGAACGGCGGCGUUCAGAAUUGUGAGGACUUUUCCGUUGACGACCUUCUCGACUUUUCCAACGACGACGGCUUUGUGGAACAAGAAGAGCAAGAAGACGACAAAAAAGACUCUGUUUUGCCCAAGAAAGAAAGCACGGUGGAGGAAAAGGAAAAUUCGACACCGUCUUCUUGUGUCUCUGAGAAAAAUGAACUUGGGCCGGAGCCGGCCGAGCCCACAAGUGAACUCACCGUUCCGGCGGACGACUUGGAAAAUCUCGAGUGGUUGUCUCAUUUCGUGGAGGACUCGUUCUCGGGGUUCAACGCUUCUCUCCCCGCCGGGUUUAUGGCCGUGAAACCCGAGAAAAGACCCGAACCGGAGGCUCUCAAGCCAUGUUUCAAGACUCCGGUUCCGGCCAAGGCCAGAAGCAAGCGUACCCGGACCGGCGGCCGGGUCUGGUCUCUCGGGUCACCCUCCUUCACCGAGACAAGUUCAAGUUCAAGUUCGUCGUCGUCAACUUCCUCGUGUCCCUCAAGCCCAUGGCUCAUUUACAACCCCACACAAGGCCUUGGAGGGUUCGGUUCUUCAGUGGAGAAGCCUCAGAAGAAGCCGAAGAGACCGGCAACGACGGAGGGUGGUGGUUCUAGCCAGCCGCCUCGGCGGUGCAGCCACUGCGGAGUUCAGAAGACUCCGCAGUGGAGAACCGGGCCGAAUGGAGCCAAGACACUGUGUAACGCCUGCGGGGUGCGUUACAAGUCGGGUCGGCUCGUGCCGGAAUACCGACCCGCUUGUAGCCCGACUUUCUCGAGCGAGUUGCACUCCAACCACCACCGCAAGGUGAUGGAGAUACGCCGCAAGAAGGAGGGCCCGGCAGGCCCCGAGCCCGGUCUGAUGACGACAGCAGCAGCGACUCUGGUUGUUCGCAGUUUUUGAUUAGAGAAGGCUCAGGUUAAUGUCAAGGUUAAAGGUUCAGACUUUAGUUUUAGCAAGUAGGAAGGAAGAGAGUGACAUGGAAGUGAACCGGUUUAGAGUUGAACCCGGUUCUAACAGGCCCAGCUUAGUGUACAUUUGUUUCUCAUUAUCUCUUUGCAUGGUUGGUGCGGUAGGCGGUAGGAUUGUAGGCAGUGUAACUGAUUAGGCAGAACUUUUUUUUACUUGAUAUGUACUUUUUACCUUCUUUGCC
Molecule: messenger RNA, 1328 nt
Organism: Fragaria vesca subsp. vesca
Lineage: Eukaryota; Viridiplantae; Streptophyta; Magnoliopsida; Rosales; Rosaceae
Product: GATA transcription factor 5-like
Exons: 3
Coding region: 77-1078 (333 amino acids)
Biological process (GO): regulation of DNA-templated transcription
Molecular function (GO): sequence-specific DNA binding; zinc ion binding
Source: RefSeq, a predicted model, not a curated record